AACCUGGUUAAGCAGGAAGCACGCGUAGGUAGAUCAAUUUCUUGGCCAAUGCACCUAACAAUGGCUUCCAGUUUGCAGCCAUGGCUUCUCCUCCUCAUCCUCCCCCUCCUCUCUUUGCUGCUCAGCACAGCAGCGCCUGCGGCGGUGUUCAACGACAACUUCGUGGCAGUAGGGGGUACAGAUGCUAAUCACCUAGUUAAUCAGGGGACAUCAGUUCGCCUCGUCUUGGAUAGGAGCUCCGGGGCUGGAUUUAGUUCCAAGCUGGCGUAUGGUUCAGGGUUGAUCCAAAUGAGGAUCAAGAUACCCGCCGGGUACACUGCCGGGGUUGUAACGGCCUUCUAUCUCACGUCGGAGCCCGAGUACGGUGACCACGACGAGGUGGAUUUCGAGUUCUUGGGCAACGUGGAGGGCAAGCCGGUCGCUCUGCAGACCAACAUCUUCCUGAACGGCAAAGGCGAGAGGGAGCAGAAGUUCGACCUUUGGUUCGACCCGAGUGCCGAUUUCCAUGACUACAAGAUACUCUGGAACCCCUACCAGCUCGUGAUGUUCGUCGACAACACCCCCAUACGGGUGCUGAAGAACCUCACGCCAGGCCAGUUCCUGGUGAGGCCGAUGAAGAUCCGCGGGAGCCUCUGGGACGGCUCCGACUGGGCGACGGACAAUGGCAAAUACAGGGUCGACUAUAACCGUGCGCCGUUCACCGCCGUGUUACAGGGUUUCGACGUCUAUGGCUGCCCCGCCACCGGAGGCGCGCCGUGUGACUCGCUGAGCCUGUCGUGGAACGCGAUCCGGAGCCUGACGCCCGCGCAGGAGGCGGCGUACAAGAACGCCAAGAGCAAGUCCAUGACCUACGACUAUUGUACCGAUAAGUCUAGGCCCAACUUCCAUCUACCGGGGGAGUGCAACAAUAACUAAUUACUUUUCUGGCUUAGGGUUAUUACAUAAACAAGGAAGCUAUCAACUCUCUGUUAUUACGAUAAGAAGGUCUGAAUU
This is a messenger RNA of Triticum urartu, 993 nucleotides long. RefSeq names its product putative xyloglucan endotransglucosylase/hydrolase protein 1. Gene Ontology annotation, biological process: cell wall biogenesis; xyloglucan metabolic process. Gene Ontology annotation, cellular component: apoplast; cell wall. Gene Ontology annotation, molecular function: hydrolase activity, hydrolyzing O-glycosyl compounds; xyloglucan:xyloglucosyl transferase activity. The record is from RefSeq and is a predicted model, not a curated record. Lineage: Eukaryota; Viridiplantae; Streptophyta; Magnoliopsida; Poales; Poaceae.